GGAGGGAGGGACGGAGUGAGAGAGAGAGAGAGAGAGACAGGGGAGGAGGAACUACUGGUGGAAAAAAAAAGUUAAAGUGAAAAUGGCUUCCUUGUCUUUAGAGUCUACAGAACAAUCUGAGAACAGCCCAGAGGAGCCAUCAGCAGCCGAGUCCAAAGAAGAUAAAGAAACCGCGCGGGUUUCGGAACAUUUGCUCCAAAGUUUCCAGAAGUCGGCUCUGAGUUUCUCCACUGACCAGGUUUCAUGUCUGUGCGAGGCCCUCCUGCAGGCGGGCAAUGUGGAUCGCCUGUGGAGGUUUCUCUCCACCAUACCUCCUUCGUCCGAGCUGCUACGUGGCAACGAGACGUUGCUGAAGGCCCAGGCGCUGGUGGCCUUCCACCGGGAGGAGUUCAAGGAGCUGUACGCCAUCCUGGAGAGCCACGACUUCCACCCGUCUAACCAUGGGUUCCUGCAGGACCUGUACCUCAAAGCCCGCUACAAGGAGGCGGAGAGGUCCCGGGGCCGCAGCCUGGGCGCAGUGGACAAGUACCGGCUCAGGAAGAAGUUCCCCCUGCCCAAAACCAUCUGGGACGGGGAGGAGACGGUGUACUGCUUCAAGGAGAGGUCCCGGAACGCUCUGAAGGAAUGCUACAAGAGCAACAGGUAUCCCACUCCGGACGAGAAGAAAAACCUGGCCAAAGUCACCGGGCUGUCCCUCACACAAGUCAGCAACUGGUUCAAGAACCGCAGGCAGAGGGACAGGACGCCGUCCGGGACCCACAGCAAAAGCGAGUCUGACGGGAACCACAGCACUGAGGACGAGGCGAGCAUGAUGGACGAAGCGCUCAACAAACCAGAGGAGACUCCCAGCUCCGCGGCCUCCGUCAUCUCCGUCUCCGCGGUCCCCUGCAGCGCAGGGAGUCAGCUCAUCCUCAACGGCUCCAGCGGCUUCCUCGCGGCCUCUCAGCCUUUACUGCUAAACGGAAACUCCCUGAUCUCCGGCGCCGGGGCCGGCGUCAUAAUCAACGGGCUGAGUCUGGGCGACUGCCAGACGGUCACGCUGAGUCCUGUUGCAACCAGCUCUCCUUUAAUCCUGAACGGGGCUCAGGUCAUAGCCAAACCCGCUGUCGGCACGCCGCCGCAGCACGCAGCAGCUUCUGGAGCAGAACAGGAAGCGUCCGCUCUGGAGACCAAGCCGGUGGUUCUGAGCGCCAACGGCGUGCAAGCCUCAGAGCCCCCAACCAUAAUUUCUCCACUUGAAACCAAAGCAAAGAGCAGCAGCGGCGGCGACGUGGAUUUUAUCGUCCGCUGUAAAUCAGAAGGAGACAGCCAGACAGUAUCCUCGUCCUCUUCAUCUUUAUCGCCCUCCCCGCCGGCUCUGUCCUCGCCAACCUGUCUUCCGUCGCUAGUCUUAACCCAAAACCCCCAACACCAGGAGCCCCUCUCCCUCCCUGCUUCUCUGUCCUCUGCAGGCUUUGUUAUUUCCAACUCUGUGAGUCACCAGGGGCCUUCUCCCUCCCAGCUAACGCCCUCCAGCUCUACGGUUUCUUCCAUUCACUCCACCCCUCAUGUCAUCUCUUUGCCCCAAGUCGUGCCUUCCAUCCACUGUGCACCGGUCUCCCAUCUGGUCCAGACCUCCUCGGGAGCCCAGUGCCCUCAGCUGGUCCCAGUAUCGCCACUCACCUCACCAGCUCCACUCUUCCAAAGCCCCCAGACUCAAAACCCGAGCAGCAGACCGGCAGAACAGCAGCAGGAGCCAACAACAACAACAAUAUCUGAAUCCGCUGCAACUGUAGUUUCGGUCUCGCAGCUUAACAACACUACCCUCCAGCAAAUGAACUCCACCCCCAUCAAAGUCCAGACUCCACAGGUCCUCUCCAUGUCUUCCCCGACGCCAGUCGUCCCAGUGUCCCAAGCGAAAGGCAGCACAUCUGCGCAGUUGGUCUCGCUCUCCAUGCCCCAGCUGGUCCCCGUGUCCUCCAUCCAAACCUCCUCCAACUUCUCCUUCCCCCAGGUGGUGCCAGCCAGCCCGGCCGGGAUGCCCCUGCAGAUCCUGGCUUCGGCUCCUGGCUCCGGAGGGGCUCCGCAGACCCAGCUGAGGAUAAACCAGCUGAGUCCGAUUCAGAGAGUGGGGAACCCGACCAGCGUGGCCCCCGCGGUGCAGCUCCUGAACCCUGGCAUCAUUCAGCUGCCUUCUUCUCCCGCAGGGAACGUCCUCCUCGGUGGAAGCCCGUACCUGAGCGUCCAGCAAGGGAAGCUGAUUCUCACCAUCCCGGCGGGGAUCCAGCUCACCAGUUUGCCCCUGAAACCAGUCCCAGAUGCAGCCACCAUCUCUGCCAGCGGAGUGGCGGGGCUUCUCAGCCCCUCCGCCCCCGCUGUGGCCUGCCAGCCUCCGUCCGCCUCGGCCUCAGCCCCCGGCGGCCCAGCAGCAUCCCCCUUGAACUUCGUCGGCUCCUCGCCUCUGCUCUGCGCUCCGGACACCGGCAUCACCGCCGCCAGCCAGCCGCUCGCCGUCCCCUCCUCUCACGCGGCGGACCAGUCCGUCACCGCGCAGAGCACGCUGACGCCAGAGAGCAUGCUCACGCUUAGCCCCAUGUACAGCGGCAUGGCACCCGGCAUCCAGCUGUCCCAGCCGGCGUGGAGCCCCGUGUCCCUGUCCGCCUCGGCCAGUCUGACUCUGUUUGACAUGCGCGGGAAGGGGGAGCUGCCCGUAGACCCCGCGUUGUUAGGCCUUCCAGGAGGAGAGUCGCUCCUGCUGGGGAGCUCCUCUCCAGGGCCGGACGAGGAGGCCAGCUCUCCGUUGGGGAACCCGGAGGAGAUGGACGGGGACUCGAAGAUCCUCACUCAGCUCCAGUCUGUUCCUGUGGAUGAAGACCUGUGUUUGUAGUCCGUUACGACUACGGUGACAAUGAUCUCUAAGAGCCAAACUACUCCAUCCUGUCCUGUUGGUCUGAGUGACCCGUCGUGUUUUCCUUCACACCUUUAAACCAUUUAGCUUGAUUUUCAAACAUCCCGAUGGCAUCAUAGCCCUGAUUGGCACUUUUUUGAGAAAAGUUCUUUGCAGUGUUGCGAUGUUUUGCAGUUCCAGUAAGACGCCUGCGUACAGCUCAUACAGACAUCAAGGUCAUUUUGGUUUUGGGCAUUUAAAUAUUUAUUCAAACCAUUCUUUAUCCAAGGUC
This is a messenger RNA of Fundulus heteroclitus (mummichog), 3158 nucleotides long. RefSeq names its product SIX homeobox 5 (gene six5). The record is from RefSeq and is a predicted model, not a curated record. Gene Ontology annotation, biological process: regulation of transcription by RNA polymerase II. Gene Ontology annotation, cellular component: transcription regulator complex; nucleus. NCBI's taxonomy places the organism in Eukaryota, Metazoa, Chordata, Actinopteri, Cyprinodontiformes, Fundulidae. Gene Ontology annotation, molecular function: RNA polymerase II cis-regulatory region sequence-specific DNA binding; DNA-binding transcription factor activity, RNA polymerase II-specific. The transcript has 3 exons. Bases 83 to 2866 code for a protein of 927 amino acids.